This is a messenger RNA of Clonostachys byssicola, 1680 nucleotides long. The record is from the annotation of a GenBank genome assembly. NCBI's taxonomy places the organism in Eukaryota, Fungi, Ascomycota, Sordariomycetes, Hypocreales, Bionectriaceae.
AUGGCGGUGGCACAAGAUAGCCCACCUCCGGCGGAAUCUCUGGGUGUUUUGGCUCACGGAGCCGAUCCGCCCACGACUCCGGCUCCGGACACUCCAACCAUGAGCAACGAGGAACUGGAACGCCUCGGCCGCCAACGCCCAGAGAUCCUCAAGUCGUGGCUGGUCGAGGUCAGCUUCGUGACGACUGUGGUCCUCUCGAUGAUGAUGAGCGAGUACUUCAUCAGCGGCUUCUUCAUCUGCCUCCCCGCCGUCGCCGUCUCCCUCGACAUGCCCGACUCGGUGCGCACCUGGCCCGCGGCCGUCAUCAACCUAACAACGGCCUGUCUCCUGCUACCCUUCUCCCGCCUCGCAGACAGGCACGGCUCCAAGGUCAUCUUCCUCUCCGGCCACGCCUGGCUCGUCGCCUGGUCCCUCGUCAGCGGCUUCAGCCGCAACUCCACCAUGCUCAUCGUCUGCCGAGCCAUGCAGGGCCUCGGCGUCGGCGCCUUCAUGCCCACGGGCAUCGCCCUGCUCGCCCGCGCCUACCGCCCCGGUCCGCGCAAGAACCUCGUCUUCAGCCUGUACGGCGCCUUCGCCUGCAUCGGCUUCUACGUGGGCAUCUUCUUCGGCGCCCUAUCGGCCGAGCUGCUCACCUGGCGCUGGUACUUCUGGCUCGGCUGCAUCAUGUGCGCCCUCGUCUUCCUCCUGGGCGCCUUCUCCAUCCCGCGCGGGCUGGGCGACACGGACCCCUCGGUCCAGAUGGACUGGUGGGGGGUGUGCACCAUCGUGCCCGGGCUCGUACUCGUCGUGUUCGCCUUCACCAACGGCUCCCACGCGCCCGACGGCUGGCGCACGCCCUACAUCUACGUCACCCUCAUCAUCGGGGCCCUGCUGCUCUGCGCGGCCGUCUACUGCCAGGGCUGGGUGUCGAAGCAGCCUCUGCUGCCGGCCGAGAUCUUCCGCCCCAAGUACAUGAAGCGAAUGCUGGGGGGCUUGUUCUGCCUGUAUGGUGUGUUUGGGCUGUUCCUCUUUUAUGUGAGCUUCUAUAUUGAGGAAGCCUUGCAUAUCGGACCACUGCUCGCCGCAGCGUGGUUCACCCCGCUCGCGGUGGGAGGGAUGUUCCUGGCCAUCUGCGGGGGUUUCCUGCUCCAUAUCCUACCGAACCGCAUACUCAUGAUCAUCUCCGAGCUCGGCUUCUUCCUCUCCGUGCUCCUCUUCGCCCUCAUCCCCAAGCGCUCCAGCGACGGGGAACCCUCCAUCUCGUUCCUGUACUGGGCCUACGUCUUCCCAGCCAUGAUCUGCGGGACGAUCGGCAUCGACAUCACCUUCAACGUGAGCAACGUCUUCAUCACGACCGCCAUGCCGCAGCGGCUGCAGUCGACGGCGGGCGGUCUUAUCAACAGCGUGCUGUACCUCGGGCUGGCGUUCUGGCUCGGCAUCGGCGAGAUGGCAGUCAGCACCGCGGUGCAGUACAAGGGCGCGGAGAAUGUCGACAAGGACCAGCAGUUCCGGAUAGGGUUCUGGACGGGGGUUGCCCUGGCGGCGUUGGCAUUCGUGUUGUUGAUUACCGUGAGGAUGGGCAAGGCGUCCGCUGCGCUGACGGCGGACGAGAAGGCAGAGUUGGAGACGGUCGAGACGAUCGACAGAGGGCAGGAUGGCGGAGAAAAGGCGACACGAGGCCCGGUGGCCCAGCCGGUGUAA